GCGGAAAGUUCGCGAUGGAUCCCGCCCUCGAGCAGCGACUGGAGAAGAUUCGUUCUUCUCCUAAGCUGCAGAAUCAACAGGAGACCCGCGUGGUCCUCUCAGCAGUGGAGGACACUCUUCGCGAUUCAAAAUCCGAAUUCACACCUACAGCUUACUUUGCUGCUCUUCUCUCGCUUCUCGACCAGUUCAUAUCUUCGGAUAAGAACAUCGUGAACAAGGACGUUGCGACCUCCAUUGUGUACUUGCUCGACCUCAUAACACCAAGCGUGCCGGCGCCGCUACUUCGCUCGAAGUUCACGCACAUACUGCAGAAGCUCGCUACGGCACUGACGCACAAGGAGUCUGAUGCUCCUCUACUUCGCCCGUCCAUAGGAUGCCUCGAAUCGCUGCUUGUGGUCCAGGACUCUCAGGCAUGGGCGCUACCAGCGAGCCAGAUCAGCCCUCGCAGGGCUGUCGCUGGUCUCUUGACGAUCGCUGUGGACCACAGGCCCAAGGUGCGAAAACGGGCUCUUGACGCGAUCACUGUGGUUCUGAAAAAUCCUCCGCCAAGCCCAAGUCUAGAUCAUCCUGCUGCGGACAUGUGCGCUGAAAGCUCCUUGAAAACGCUGAGCGAGGGGGUUGAGGCAACAAAAAGACACAGAAAGCACAGCAAAGAUGUCCAUCAACACACGCCGAGCUUGAUGCAUGCGCUUCAGCUUGUGAAGACGGUUGCAAGCGCAUCCGGCGGCUGGCCGAGCCGUAAACUGGAUGCUCUGUGCGAUGCACUGCUGAGCAUUGCCAGAUCAACGAAUGAAUACCUCACUAUUGCGGCUUUUGAAGUGUUCGAGGUAAUGUUUUCGGGCAUGGCCAACGAAGUGUCGAGCGCGAAGCUACCACAUUUGCUGGAAAUUUUGGAUCAGCUGCAGCCGUCUCCGAGCGAUGGGCAAUUGCUUCCGCCUUGGAUCGCGGUGGUCUCUCGAGGCUACGAUGUUUACGCGCAAAUGGAACCUGACGAAGCGUUCCAGAAGUUACCGACCGUGUUCACGAAGAUCUCAGAAUUUCUGAGCUCACCGUCACACAACAUUCGUGUCUCCGCCUCGGAAUGUUUGAUAUCUCUUCUGGUCAAUUGCAUACCAGUUUCUGUCAUACUUGAACCGUCUGUUAUGGACGAGAAAACUCUCGAGAAGGUGGCAAAAACUGUCACAAAUUUGCUGAGUGUGAAGUACCAGACUGCGUGGCAAGAGGUGUUCCAAGUUGUUGCAGCGGCAUUUGAGAACCUCCGUUGGCAAUCAAAUCCAAUACUCCUUCCUGCUUUGAAAGCUAUUGGAGAUCUUCGAACGUUGGACUCGUUUCAUGGAAAGAAGGAGGCAGACGAUGUUAUUGGAAAGGCCAUUACAGCCAUGGGCCCUGAGGCUGUUUUCAAUCUUUUACCGCUGAACAUAGCAACAAACAGCAGCGAGCCCGGUAGAGCUUGGUUGUUGCCGAUACUGCGUGUUUCGGUUCGCAAUACGAAAUUGGCGCACUUUCGAUCGGACCUCGUACCCGUCAGCGAAAAGCUGUUUCAAAAAGUUAUGGACCAUGGAGAAAGGGAGAAAACUAUGGACAUCAAAAUUUACGAGACCCUCGUGCACCAAAUAUGGGCUUGUCUUCCUGGAUACUGUGAUCUGCCGAUUGAUUUACAGCAGUCUUUCGAUCAAAGCUUCGCGGAGCUAAUAUCAAAUCUUCUCUAUCAGCAAGUCAACCUGCGCACGGAUAUUUGCCGCUCUCUCCAGCUGCUAGUGGAGUCAAACAAAAGCCUUAUGCUCCUGGACAAUGACGAUAAAGCCUUACGGCUGCUCCGCGUCACGAAAGAUGACGCCCGGAAGAAUCUCCAGCACCUGGCAACGUUCUCAAACAACCUUCUUGCUGUGUUGUUCAACGUCUAUACCCAGACUCUACCUACAUAUCGUGGUCCAGUACUGCAAUGCAUAGAUGCGUAUCUAGGUAUCAUUCCCGAGAAGGAUUUGACAGAAACAUUUUCUCGAGUGAUUGCGUUGCUGGAGUCCUCUCUUUCUGAAGCAGACAAGAAUGGAACAGGCAAACAAGGGAAUGACCGAAUGCCGCCUAUGAGCCACACACUCAUGGAUUUGGUCAUCACCAUUGCAGCCUACCUCCCACGUGACAGUUUAGGAACUCUUUUCAAGGUCGCCUCUGUGGUGCUGCAAAGAGAAGACUCGAAUCUUCAGAAAAAGGCAUACAAACUUAUCCCUCGACUUGCCGAAACGGAUGUGGGAAAAUUGGCUCUGCAGGAGCGAAACGAAGAGCUACAGGCUUUACUUCUCCAAACAAGCAUCAAAACACAGGCGGCUGCGAGAAGACAACGGCUAGCCGCGAUUUUGCAGAUUAUUCGUACUUUGCCUCCUACAGACUUGUACUUCAUCCCAGCAGUGCUUCCAGAAGUCGUCCUAUGUACAAAAGAGACAAAUGAGAAAACGCGAGCUGAAGCUUUCGACAUGCUCGUAGCUAUGGGUGAAAAGAUAAUGGGUGGAGGCACGAUCCAGCAGUCGAGGGUACCAAAUAUGCCUGCCGAUGCACCUCCAACGGAAGCCAGUCUGGUCGAGUAUUUCACUAUGGUAUCUGCAGGCCUUGCCGGCUCGGUGCCACACUCCAUUAGCGCUACGAUCCUGGCAUUGACGAGAAUCCUGCACGAAUUUCACACGAAGUUAGACCGUGAAACGAUCACGGAGCUUGUGCAGACGGUCAAUAUUUUCCUGCAAAAUCCAAACAGAGAAAUUGUUCGCUCAGCACUUGGCUUCAGCAAGGUCUGCAUUAUCAGUUUGGACAAGGAAAUUGUGCACCCUAUGCUGAAAGAGCUCAUUCCGAUCUAUCUGACUUACUCCAAGGAACACAAGGGCCAUCUGCAGGCGAAGGUAAAGCACAUCUUCGAGCGUCUGAUUGGCAAAUAUGGCUUCCAAGAGAUUGAGAAAUACACGCCUGCGGAGGACCACAAGCUCAUUACCAACAUUCGCAAGCGCAAGGAACGAGCAAAGAAGAAAAAGAAGGCAAUGGGCGAGGAGAACGAUGACACGAAGGAGCGAAGCGUGUCACCGGAAGCGCAGAGAAAGCAAGGCAAGUUUGCCAGCGAGUACGACGAGGCAGUUUAUGGAAGCGAAGAUGACAGCGAGGCCUCUGAUGUCUCCGACGAUGAAGUUCUGGGCAGGCAGCGUCGCCACAAGGGAGCUGGCAAGAAACAAGAGACAUACAUCGUCGAGGACGAGGAUGAACCACUCGAUCUUCUUGACAAGCGAGCUCUUGGGCACAUCUCAAGUACAAAGCCUGUCAAGCAACGACAACCGCCGGCUCAAAAGAAGAAGGUCAAGAUGGAUCUUGAUGGCAAGCUCGUGUUCGAUGAGGAUGGCAAUGUUGAAUCGGGAACAGUCGACGAUGGUGUCGACAAUGAUGAUGCCAUGGAUCUGGAGAGUGGUAUCAAUGCUUACGUCGCAGCGAUCAAGAGUCGCGAUAUGGGCGUUCGCAAGGGUAAGGCCGGAAAGAUUAAGUUUACCAACAAGAGGGGCAAGGGGGAAGACGACGAUGAAGACGAAGGAGAUGAGAUGGACAUCGAUGAGGCAGAAGUGAAAAAGGCUUUUAAUAAGCAAAUGCAGGGGCAGAGAGGUGGUGCGAAUUUCAAAGGGCGCGGUGGUGGAAUGAAGGCCGCAAGGAUGCAGAGAAGGGGUUUAGGCAGUGAGAAGACGAAGGGAGCGAGGGUGGUGAAAAGUCCUCGGAGCAAACCUUCUCGUCGCUAAGAUAGUCGUUGAAUCGCCCUGUCGAUUGAAAUUGAUUCCUAAUGACGCACUCAAAGCUAUUUGUUCUCU
Molecule: messenger RNA, 3830 nt
Organism: Verruconis gallopava
Lineage: Eukaryota; Fungi; Ascomycota; Dothideomycetes; Venturiales; Sympoventuriaceae
Exons: 2
Coding region: 15-3761 (1248 amino acids)
Source: RefSeq, a predicted model, not a curated record